AGUGUUGAUAAGCCAAAUGCACACAACCAUUACCAUGGUUUAUCCACAAGUAAAACCGGUAACGACUAUGAUGUAAAUACAGAUAGUACCGAAAAAUCGUGUGCACCGUGUUGUAGAAUUUUUGAUGUAAAAUUAGCACCUUCUGUAUAUGAUAUCUUUCGUGCAGCCCAGUUUUUCAUAACAACUGCACUAAUUUCUAUACCUAACCUUUCGGAAUUCUAUCGAGGUUUAGCUUCAAAACUCAGUUGGUUAGGUGCUUUACCAAAUAGUUUUAAUUUAGCCUAUCUAGCCAGCGUUGCUGAUAAUGGCAUAAGGAUCGCAAUAUGCAAGAUGUCUAUGACCUGUGAAUCAACUACUGGGAUUUGUAAUUCUGGAUUUGAUAAAUACGCAAAAACGUUAUCAGUUUCAUCUUAUAAUUUAUUUUUCUUAGCGUUCAUAACUUUUCUUUCUGCAUUAGCACUUGCAAUUGGCAUAACAUUAUUCAUUUGGGUAAUUGCUUGA
Messenger RNA from Racocetra persica, 501 nucleotides. NCBI's taxonomy places the organism in Eukaryota, Fungi, Glomeromycota, Glomeromycetes, Diversisporales, Gigasporaceae. The record is from the annotation of a GenBank genome assembly.